Molecule: messenger RNA, 1197 nt
Organism: Leguminivora glycinivorella
Lineage: Eukaryota; Metazoa; Arthropoda; Insecta; Lepidoptera; Tortricidae
Exons: 4
Coding region: 708-1043 (111 amino acids)
Source: RefSeq, a predicted model, not a curated record
AUUCAAUCUCCGAGCUAAACAUUGCCUUGGGAUAUAAAGAUACGGCAUUUUAUUUUGUGCCUAAUACGUGCGGUGCUCGUAAAUUUAAAACUUUUUAGAACAAUAAUCGUGAGCCUUGUUUGAUAGUGCUUAAGGUACAUUUUCGUACAGCGAUUAUUACUUCGUGUAACUACUGCCGUUGAACAUCAAGGAACAUUUUGUGACCUUAUUUUAACAAGAUUAGUGAACUUUUGUUAAGAAAACAAUAUUUUGGUGUUAAACAACCAACAUAGACUUUAAAUUAUAACUUUAAAUCAUAAGUUCCAGCACAUUCGAAAAAUAGACUUGUCCGUUACGUUCAAGUGGACUCGCCCUGUUAGUUCUCGUUGGCACGGUUCUCAUCAACCCAACUCUGCGAUAACGAAACGCCAUUCGCAACUAAGGCCGAACGUUUUGGCCAAUCGGAGCGCACUGCAGCAGAGCAGUGAUUGGUGACUGCGAUAUAGUGAUUUUUGCGUGCAAUAGAAAACAAUUUGCAGUUUGCAAUUACUUCGAUUUGGCGUCAUAACGGUAAAGUUGUUUGUGCAAAGUUAAAAAUUGCCUUUCAAGUGUUUUUAUUGUUCGUAUCGUUUAAAAGCCUAUACGCUAUAAUUAAAAGUGCAAACAGUGUUUUAGAAAAGUGUUUUUGUAUACAAUUACAUUGUGAUAAGCAUAAUUUAUAAGACAAAAUGGGUGAUGCACUGAAAAAACUAGUCGCAGCCAGAGGACAAGCCAAAGGGUUUAUGACCCGUUUAAGGGCUUACAUAAACAACAUAGAUCCAGAUGACAAAGAGGUCAUAGACACGGUGGAAGCUGCUUACUUUGAGAUGGCUGCAUAUCUCAAUUCGCAGUUAAUGCCUAUUGGUGUCGAAUCUACUCUCGCGCGACCUGCGCAAGAGGCCGGUUACGGCGGAUACCAAAGGCUCCCACGCAUUGAGAUCAAAAAAUUCAACGGCGAGAGGACCGGGCUGCGGCACUGGAAACCCUUGCCCAGGCGCAACCCCCAACCAAGAGAAGCAGCUUAGUAGUCGCUGCGACAAGUGAUGGUUCUACCAAACAAUCUACAAAAAGCUUAAAAUAAUUUACUGCGAGACCAACUGCUGGCACAGCCUGGUGGUCCGUACCUCCAUAACACACGUUUUGGCUACAUUGUAGCUGGGAGAGUGAGUGACAGCGAAC